AUGUUCCUUCUCAAUGACACCCAGUUCCACCUCGUCUCCUUCUUGUUGCUGGGGAUUCCAGGGAUGGAAACAUUGCAUGUCUGGAUUGGCUUUCCUUUUUGUACUGUGUACAUGAUUGCCCUCAUGGGGAACUUCACUAUCCUGUUUGUGAUCUGGGUUGAGAGCAGCCUACACCAGCCUAUGUUUUACUUCCUGGCCAUGUUGGCUGCUAUUGAUUUGGGUCUGUCCACAGCUACCAUCCCCAAGAUGCUCGGGAUCUUCUGGUUCAACCUCAGAGAGAUCAUCUUUGAAGCCUGCCUCAUGCAGAUGUUUUUCAUUCACAGCUUCACACUUAUGGAGUCAGCAGUCUUGUUGGCAAUGGCUUAUGAUCGCUAUGUGGCCAUCUGCGAUCCGCUUCGAUACAGCACCGUCCUCACCAACAAGAUUGUCUCUGUGAUUGGUGUUGGUGUGUUAGUGAGGGCAUUUAUUUUUGUGAUUCCAUUUGUGUUUCUUAUUUUGCGACUGCCCUUCUGUGGGAAUCAUGUCAUUCCCCAUACCUACUGUGAACACAUGGGUCUGGCUCGUCUGUCUUGUGCCAGCAUCAAGAUCAAUAUUAUUUAUGGCUUAUGUGCAAUUUGUAAUCUAGUAUUUGACAUCAUAGCCAUUGCCCUUUCUUAUGUUCAGAUACUCCGUGCCGUUUUCCGUCUUCCUUCCCGUGAAGCCCGACUCAAGUCCCUCAGCACAUGUGGUUCUCAUGUUUGUGUAAUUCUUGCCUUCUAUACACCAGCCCUCUUUUCCUUUAUGACACAUCGCUUUGGCCAUAACGUCCCCCGCUAUAUCCACAUACUCCUGGCCAAUCUUUAUGUCGUAGUGCCACCAAUGCUCAACCCUGUCAUCUACGGAGUCAGAACCAAACAGAUUUAUGACCGUGUGAAGAAAAUAAUAUUAAAGAAACAAGGAAAGGAAAAAUAA
Molecule: messenger RNA, 951 nt
Organism: Puma concolor (puma)
Lineage: Eukaryota; Metazoa; Chordata; Mammalia; Carnivora; Felidae
Product: olfactory receptor 52E2
Biological process (GO): G protein-coupled receptor signaling pathway
Cellular component (GO): plasma membrane
Molecular function (GO): olfactory receptor activity; G protein-coupled receptor activity
Source: RefSeq, a predicted model, not a curated record